UUCUACAAUAUACUUUAAAAUUUACCUUUAGUAGGGUGAAUAUGCAGUGCUUCACACAUUUUAAUGCUAGAUUCUUGUUCUUAUUAUUGUUUUUUCCCUCCUGCCAGGUGCAGCUCAUCCACUAUAACCAUGAGUUGUAUACAAAUGUCACAGAAGCUGCAAAAAGCCCAAAUGGAUUGGUGGUAGUUUCUAUAUUUAUAAAAGUUUCUGAUUCAUCAAACCCAUUUCUUAAUCGAAUGCUCAACAGAGAUACUAUCACAAGAAUAACAUAUAAAAAUGAUGCAUAUUUACUACAGGGACUUAAUAUAGAGGAGCUAUAUCCAGAGACCUCUAGUUUCAUUACUUACGAUGGGUCGAUGACUAUCCCACCCUGCUACGAGACAGCAAGUUGGAUAAUAAUGAACAAACCUGUCUACAUAACGAGGAUGCAGAUGCAUUCCUUACGCCUGCUCAGCCAGAAUCAGCCAUCUCAGAUCUUUCUGAGCAUGAGUGACAACUUCAGGCCUGUCCAGCCACUCAACAACCGCUGUAUCCGCACCAACAUCAACUUCAGUUUACAGGGGAAGGACUGUCCAAACAACCGAGCCCAGAAGCUUCAGUAUAGAGUAAAUGAAUGGCUCCUCAAGUAGGGAAGUAAGCCAAGAAGAAUCCCAUCUCAGCGAAAUGCUACAACAAUGAAUUGAUGUAACCUAGGAUGUCCCCUUCUUUCUUCUCUCUCCUUCCCUCCCUCAAGCCUCAUUCACUCUUUGGAUUGGCCCUUUCUUCAUGAAAAGUGUCUGCAAAAUCAUGGCAGAGGAACACAUCUCUUACACACACACACACACACACACACACACACACAUAUAUGCAAACAUAUUUAUACACUCACACAGUCUCCAAGAUGGGAAGUCAAGUUUCAGAAUCAAAAGGCUCGUUCAUAAGAGGUCUUAGAAGAAAAUAACCAGUUAACCUGAUUACAAUUUUGAUACUGUUUUUCCUGAACUAAUAAAUCUACCCAAUGAGACUUUUCAGCCUUUGUACAUACAAAAUUCUUCCAAAAGAGAGAGAGGAGGAAAAAACAGCUCCGACAGCAUCAAGCGGACUUGGUUCUUUGCACCAAGUAAUCUCAGAUAGUGUCCUAGAUCCUUUGAGGGUGCCGGUGACAGGUGAACUAGGACAAAGUUGGCCAAGGACACUUAUUUCUAGAUUAUGAUUCUUCUGUUUACUCAAUAAUUUAAAAAAAAAAGACAGACAUUGAAGAGAAUUGAAGAGAUACACAUUGUAUAUAUACAUAUAUAUAUCACCGCAGACUAUAAAGAAAUUGAAUUAUUUCCCCUUUGUCACAUAUCUGUAGUAGGAUUUGCCAAGAUCAGAACUGAUCCAUUUGCUGUUUCUUGUUUUCCAAAGGUCAUACAUUGUGUUUGGUUAUUGUUAACAGCUCAAUAAAUGUGUUUAACGAGUUCAUUUUAUUUUUCUGGCUUUGGUCUGUUUUCCUUCCUUACAGGCUAAGCCCUGGCUCCAUGCAACUGCAUUCUUUGAUUUCACUUGUUCCUUCAUCUACAUGUUUUAUUCAUUUGCAGCCAGUUUUUACUGAGUUUGUGGCAAUCAGGAAUGCAUUUGCUAAGCAAGUAUAACUUUAAUUCCACUCCAUGGCUCGAUCAUUCAUACGAGGUGAGCUUCAGCCUGAGAUAGCAGGUGACAGAUUUAUUGCGUUUCAAAACUGCCAUUCUCCCAAUUCCCACCCCCUGUGAUGCUCCCUUGAAGGAAUGCACUUUGCCUUGUAAAUUCCUGGGAAAGGGGUGUCUUUUCUCUCCAGGUGCAGCUGGAUCUCACAAAAUACAAACGAAUGCCUUUCUUUUCUUGUUUAUAAUGGUCACUCACUGUGUUUGGUUACUGUCAAGAAAUCAAUAAAUGUGUUUAACAAGUUA
Messenger RNA from Hipposideros armiger (great roundleaf bat), 1907 nucleotides. It is a transcript of the gene CA10, whose product is annotated as carbonic anhydrase 10 (inactive). NCBI's taxonomy places the organism in Eukaryota, Metazoa, Chordata, Mammalia, Chiroptera, Hipposideridae. Gene Ontology annotation, molecular function: carbonate dehydratase activity; zinc ion binding. Gene Ontology annotation, biological process: one-carbon metabolic process. The transcript has 5 exons. The record is from RefSeq and is a predicted model, not a curated record. The coding region runs from base 42 to 629 and encodes 195 amino acids.